AUGAAAAGACUAAGUUGGAGGUGUACACUACUAUGGCUAAAAUACGGUGGAAUAUUGGAGAGUUCGCUUGCUGCUAUUGUCGUUUGUUUGGACACUCGAUGCUCCGUUAGCGAGCUAACGACGGGACUACGAAAUAAACACGGAGCCGUGUUCUACACAAAUGCUACGGACGAAGCUUCAGCGGGGCGAAUUCUCGCCCGUUCGCUAAUUUCAGCUCCAUUGGAUAAGGCUCAUGGCGAUCAGUCUCAAUGGAUCUAUUUCGACGAUCUAACAACAGUGGAUCAAGCCGAUUUAAUGUUGCUAACUUCAGGACCGGUCAACGGAACUUCUGCUCCGCCCCAAAACAACUUGCCCCUUCCACUAGACUUGUUGAGCGCACACAUUGAUGAUGCUAGCAAAGGUCAGCGGUCAGCCGAUACGUAUUCUCUGCAUUCACCAUGGCUUGAGAGACGCUCAGAUGAAGCUAUGGGCACGAGUUCUGUGCACGAGGCCUUCAUACCGCCAAUAAUGGAAACGGAAGAGGAAUACGGGGGAGCGCUCAAGCGCGCAGACAACACUGCACCAAGCCUGCCACUGUUUGUAGACUCUGGGUUAAUGCCACCAGAGGCUUUCCAGAGCACUGGUCAACUCAGUCAUCAGGCCUUUGUAGUCGAGUCUGAAAGCAAGGAAACGGCAACAAGUCAAGCAAUGGAAGAACAAUCACAAAGAGAAGUUGGUUAUAUCGUAGGAUCAGCGUACAGUGGACCCGAGUUUCGCCUGCAAGAAACCCCUGCUUUUGAGAAACCACCAGUUUUUGCAAUGCAGAAUAUCACGUUGCUGCCAGAUCAGUACAGAAAGCCAAUUGCCGCAGCACUUCGAUCAUUUACUGCAAGAAUGCAGGAAGCCGCUGUGGAAUAUUGCAAAAAAAAUCAUUUGAACUGCACACAGGAAGAGGCAUUGCAUACUGCAAUAUCUGUGGCCAUAAGAACAUCGCCGGUGGCUUCGAUGUUCAGGCAGAUUUCAGCUUCGCUAAGUGCACUCGAGGGGGCGGUGACUGGGGCUUUGCGACCUCUAGGUUGGCCGCUGGACCCAAGAUCUCCCGAAAAUCCUCCACCUCCACCAAAACCCCCAGCAGAGACAACUGCGGUAGUCCAGUUUGCUUUUUCACUAGUGGGCACCGCUGUGGCCCUGCUGCGGGGCCUUAUCCAUGUUACACAAUCUUCUACACCCCUGGCACCUGGAGACACACACCUGCACGAACACCACCGAUACAUUCUGCUAAAUAUAUUACUUGCCGGAAGAGAAACCACUGGUUGCUCACUGACAGCGCCUCCAAACUUGACAUCAAAUUGCAAGACUUUCCUCAUUGAGGUUCGGGCGCGCACAGACAAUCGCAGAGCCUGUGGUGCUGUCCAAGGUGGCAAUGUGAAGUCCCUAACUGUGCACGGUUUUGAGUUGUCGUGUCUUUCUUCCCUAAAGUGCACCCAGCACUUUACUCUGCGCCAACCGUACAAUUUGGACGGCGAUUACACCGUGGUGUCGAGUUCCGGCGGCGUUCUUGAGUUCGAGAAAAAAGUGUCUAAUGACUCCCUACAACCAAUAGCCUCGUCGUGGAAGCUCUAUCUCUAUCAACCUGCGUCCCACCCCGACGUCAAGGGACCCCUUAAGUCUGCAGUGGUCGCCUGUAGCCCUCUGCCGGUAAGAUCCGGCCGUAGUAUGGUACAUUCCGAGUCACACGAGUCGCCUUGCAGGUCACUGAUGCUACAACCGGACCAAUUGCCUACAUGCAAGAAGCAGCGCUUGCAUCCCUGA
Messenger RNA from Cyclospora cayetanensis, 1791 nucleotides. RefSeq lists its product as uncharacterized. The record is from RefSeq and is a predicted model, not a curated record. Lineage: Eukaryota; Apicomplexa; Conoidasida; Eucoccidiorida; Eimeriidae. Bases 1 to 1791 code for a protein of 596 amino acids. The transcript has 5 exons.